This is a messenger RNA of Arthroderma uncinatum, 4905 nucleotides long. RefSeq names its product RING finger membrane protein. The transcript has 2 exons. The coding region runs from base 1 to 4905 and encodes 1634 amino acids. Gene Ontology annotation, cellular component: endoplasmic reticulum membrane. The record is from RefSeq and is a predicted model, not a curated record. Gene Ontology annotation, molecular function: zinc ion binding. NCBI's taxonomy places the organism in Eukaryota, Fungi, Ascomycota, Eurotiomycetes, Onygenales, Arthrodermataceae.
AUGGACUGGGAGGACGUGAAUUCUACAGGGGUCCGCCCGCUCACGCCGGACAUCAUGAACGACCCUGCCUUCGAAACAAACCACGGCCACAAGUCCGGAGGAAUCGAUGAGAUGGAUACUUGCCGGAUAUGUCGUGGUGAGGGGACAGAGGAGGAACAGCUAUUCUACCCUUGCAAGUGCAGCGGAAGCAUAAAGUUCGUCCAUCAAAACUGUCUCAUGGAAUGGCUCUCCCAUUCGCAGAAGAAGCACUGCGAACUGUGCAAGACGCCCUUCCGAUUUACGAAACUUUACGACCCCAAUAUGCCCCAGGAGCUGCCCGUGCCGGUUUUCUUAAAGGAGUUGUUUAUCCAUGGCUGCCGAGCACUCGUGACAUGGUUACGGUUUGGCCUGGUUGCUUUCGUCUGGCUUGGGUUGCUUCCUUGGUCGAUGAGGACGAUAUGGCGGGGUCUCUUUUGGCUUGCAGAUGGGCGCUGGCCUGCUCCGGACGUGGUGCAGAGAUCUACUUCGACAGUAGCAAAUAAAAGUGUCGCCUGGCUUGCUGCACACGGAACGUCGCCUGCAACAUCGUCCCUUGCCUCAAGUAUACCCAGCAUGUCACCAGCCACAGCAACUGUGGUGGAUAGCAACCCGCAAUCGCAGAAUGCUCCAUCAAUGCUCAACUUUACCACCGGUGAGCCGUUGAUAUACUCCAUCGCCAAGACCCUACUCUCAAACGCCUUUUUCACGCCCACAUCUACUGGUGCAAAUCAAUCAACCACUGCACCAGUCAGGCGCAUACGGCAGCCAUCAUGGCUUUCAGAUAUGUCCUUCUUAAACAAUGCCACAUCCUCCCCGACGUUAAAUAAUAUUAUUAUUGAUACCCUGGAAGGCCAACUUAUUACGCUACUCGUCGUCAUUUCUUUCAUCCUCGUAUUUUUAAUCAGGGAGUGGGUUGUUCAACAGCAACCUGCAAUCAACAUUCCCGAGGGCGAAGGGGAGGCUCUGGGACAACUCCUUAAUCGCGCAAUUGAGCAAAACGCAGCAGAGGCGCGAGAGGAGGAAGCGGAAGAGGAGGUCCCCCACGCUGAGAUGGAGGUCCAUGACCCAGAACCAGAGGAGUCGGACCAUGAACCGGACAAUGUUAUUGAUGACUCACCUGGAAUAAGGCAUUUCUUAAAUGAGAACGCCCUCCCUGACUCUCAAACAUAUAACCCCUUUGCUCCUAACUAUGCUGGAGCGUAUCCCGAAAACUCUUCCUUUCCCACUACCCUUCGCGAUCGAGACUCCCAAAUAUUUCAUGGAAACUUUCACAACUACAAUCGACCCUUCCAGAUUCCAGCAGAUGCCUCAAAUCGCCCUAGCAUGUGGGAUGAUUCCGCGGAAGCAAAUUUCGGCAACCAUACUAUCGGUGGCCGUCAUCCAUUGACACCGUUUGGCGCGAAUCAAGAUAGAGAAGAUGAAGAUGAGAAGCUUAAUAGACCUUCUUCUUCUGCUCAAGGGCCAGCGGUCAGGCAAGAGACUAUGCCGCCGUUCAAUCCGUUCAGUGGACAAGGCGUUAUUCAAUGGAGGUUCCCUGACUUGGACGACGAGCGUGUCUCUCCUGUUCAGGGGUCGACCCAUCCACUAUCUCAGCCAACUUCCGCUACCGCACCAGCCUUCAACUCGGAUUUUAAUUCUACUCUACCUGCAAACCAGGGUUUAGAUGUAGCAGCUUCCACCCAAUCGCCCAUCCCAGACCCUCACGUUUUAGGCUCACGGUUAGUCGGUGAUGUUGAUGAUGAUGACGAUGACGACGACGACGACGACGACGAUGAUGAUGACGACACACCCCCAGGCACCGCAGCUGGUACUCAAAAUGCUAGAGAUACAUUAAGGGAUGACCCAGACACUGAACCUGAGAGAGUUGCAGAUGCGGAAGCUGAAUUAGCCUCCCCUAACUCUAUGACUGCUCCUGCUCCCACACGCGCUACCGAGCAAGCGGCCGAAUUAUUAUAUACGGAGCUAGUUCCCCCUAAUAAUAUUUUCGACAGGAUCUUCAACUGUUUCUGGGGCGCUGUCCCAAUAGUAUUACCUCCGGACGAUGAGGAGGAAGAAGGUGCUGACCGUCAACCUGCUCUUCUACGGCAGCACCAGCGGCACAGGCACGGUGGUGGUGAUGCGAACGAAGCACAAAAUCGCGCUCGGCAAGCGGCUGCCGCCAACGACCCCGCAGAUGGUAACGAUGUUGAAGCCGUCGAAGAUGCAGACGACCUGGAGGGCGUCAUGGAGCUUAUUGGAAUGCAUGGCCCCCUUUUCGGCCUAUUACAAAAUGCUGUCUUCAGCGCACUUUUGAUCUCGUUUACCGUCUCCGUUGGCAUCUGGCUUCCAUAUCUAUGGGGUAAAAUUGCUUUAGUGAUGCUAGUGAAUCCCGUCGGGUUAUUCAUUAGAGUCCCUAUCACCGCUGUUUCAAUGCUUGCCGAUAUCACCGUCGAUCUGAUCCUUGGAUGUUUCGCAUACGUCGUCUACCUGAUGAACGUGUUGGUUCGGGCAAUCCUAGCGCAGUUGGGGCUCUUCCUACCAAGUCUCGGGAAGCUUUCCGCCGCUAACUCUAUUACCUUUGCUUCUCUAUCUUUGAUGGAAGGUAGCAGCCAGAGAUUAACUGGUCUCAUUACGACUAUGUUCACGUUCCAUGAAUCCGACCUCCCAAUGUUUUCUGCCGUAUCCCACGAGGCAUUAAAACUACAUCAAGCCAGGCUUGCUUCACUGAGUAGCGUGCUAUUUAGUGGUGGAAAGUCUCUACUUUACGAUAUACCCCUGGGCGUAAUACGGUCGGAAGAUCCUAUUUCGGUAGUGAAACACUUUCUCAUUGCUGAUCUGCCAAAGGCCCCUGCCAUGGCAUUAGCUGCACUGAAGGGCCUAGGAGGUGUUGCCACCUUCUUUAACGGGUUGAGUGAUUGGUCAAGCUCCGAUACCUUGAUCCAAAAUUCAACCAUAUCAUCCAACUAUGAGUUGAGCCGCUGGAGCUCCAAAGAUCGGCUAAUUGCCAUAAUUCUGGGCUACUGUUUUGCUUCUCUCCUUGGCGUUGCCUAUCUCCGCAUUUCUGGUAUCAUAUCCGGCCCCCGUCGUGAUGGACAGAGAGGAGACGGUCCUGUUGCCGAAAUUCUUCGCCAGGCAGGCGGUGUCAUGAAGGUUAUUGUCAUAAUUGGGAUCGAAAUGAUCGUCUUCCCAUUAUAUUGCGGCAUUCUCUUGGACAUCGCGCUCCUACCGCUCUUUGGAAACGGCCUAUUUGCAUCUAGAGCAGCGUUCACCUUGGAGUCUCCAUUAACCUCGCUGUUCGUCCAUUGGUUCAUUGGAACCUGCUAUAUGUUUCACUUCGCGCUCUUCGUUUCAAUGUGUCGAAAGAUUAUGCGCAGUGGUGUUCUUUACUUCAUCCGAGAUCCUGAUGAUCCCACGUUCCACCCAGUGCGUGAUGUCCUCGAACGCAAUAUCACCACCCAGCUCCGGAAAAUUGCAUUUAGCGCCCUUGUAUAUGGAGCGUUGGUAAUUGUUUGCCUUGGUGGAGUCGUUUGGGGUCUAUCAAUUACGUUCAACGGCGUCCUGCCGGUUUACUGGUCCUCGAAUGAGCCGGUUUUAGAGUUCCCAGUGGACCUUCUCUUCUACAACUUCGUGAUGCCAGUCGCUAUUCGAGCGAUCAAGCCUUCGGAUGGGCUACAUAAAAUAUACGACUGGUGGUUCCAUCGAUGUGCUCGAAUGCUUAGACUUACGCAUUUUCUCUUUGGAGACCGGAUGCCAGAUGAGGAAGGGUACACUGUAUAUCCUUCGUGGCGUGAUGCUAUCGUUGGGACGUUUACUGGGACGAAAGCUACCCCUCGGCGAUUCCUUCGCGAUGGAAGAUUCGUCCGAGCUCCAGCAUCCGACCAAGUACGGAUACCUAAAGGCGAGCAAGUUUUCGUUGAAGUGGAUGAAAAUAACGACCGCAUAGACGGAAAACCAGACUAUGAUGAUGGUCGCCACGGAAAGAAGAACGAACUGUACUCACCUGUUUACGUUCCGCCAAAUUUCCGGGCUAGAAUUUUUGCCUUCCUUCUACUACUUUGGCUUUUUGCCGCAGCAACCGGCGUUGGGAUUACAAUAAUACCCCUCAUUAUUGGGCGCCGAAUGUUGUCCUUCAUGUUCCCACCGCACAUCCGUGUUAAUGAUAUCUACGCACUGUCGGCUGGUGUUUACGCGGUUGGGACCGUGUAUUAUGGAUAUCUACACUUCCAUAAAAUUGUAAACGCCGUACGCGAUGGCUCCGAGCCAUACAUGAGGUCUCCCAAACAUCUGCUUUACAAGACUUUCGACCUAGCUAUUAGAGCACUCCGCAUGGCAUACAUUGCUGCAGCAUUAGGGCUAUUCCUCCCGUCGGUUUUCGCCUUGGUUACCGAAUUCUAUGUUUUGAUUCCAUUACACACCUAUCUAAGCCCAUCGGAAACACACAUCAUUUACUUCGUGCAAGACUGGACUCUCGGGAUCCUAUACCUUCGUGUAACCAUUCGAUUCCUUCUCAGCAAGCCCCUAUCCGUGCCCGCCAUGGCACUCCGUGGGACAGUGCGGAACGGCUGGACCAACCCCGAUAUCUGGCUAGCAACGAGAGUAUUUUUAAUACCUAUCACUCUUCUAGCUCUCGUUGUGACGCUAUGCCCGCUCCCGAUUGGCUUUAUACUAAAUGCAACUCUCUUCUCCGACUCUUCAGCUACAGCCCAGUCUCAUGUCUACCGGUAUUCGUACCCCUUAUUCCUGGUGUUAAUGGCUCUUGCUUGGGGAGUGCGCAUGUUCCAGCGUCAAAUUGGCGUUUGGCGUAUUAGCAUUAGAGACGAUGUGUAUAUGAUUGGAGAGCGGCUUCAUAAUUUGGGCGAGAAGCGCGCAAGGAAUGUUGGCCCAGCGAGGACGAUGAUUACUUCAUAA